Tachyglossus aculeatus (Australian echidna) is the source of this 3266-nucleotide messenger RNA. RefSeq names its product kinesin family member 17 (gene KIF17). The coding region runs from base 23 to 2554 and encodes 843 amino acids. The transcript has 14 exons. Gene Ontology annotation, biological process: microtubule-based movement. Gene Ontology annotation, molecular function: microtubule binding; ATP binding; microtubule motor activity. NCBI's taxonomy places the organism in Eukaryota, Metazoa, Chordata, Mammalia, Monotremata, Tachyglossidae. The record is from RefSeq and is a predicted model, not a curated record.
CCCCCCAGCCCAGCAGGGCCCCAUGGCCUCGGAGAGCGUGAAGGUGGUGGUGCGCUGCCGGCCCAUGAACCAGCGGGAGAAGGAGCUGCACUGCCAGGCCGUGGUGAGCGUGGACUGCGCCCGCGCCCAGUGCUGCCUCCAGAACCCCGGGGCCGCCGACCAGCCCCCCAAACGCUUCACCUUCGACGGGGCCUACCACCUGGACCACUACACCGAGCAGAUCUACAACGAGAUCGCCUACCCGCUCGUGGAGGGCGUGACGGAAGGCUACAAUGGCACCAUCUUCGCCUACGGCCAGACGGGCAGUGGAAAGUCUUUCACCAUGCAAGGCCUCUCGGACCCGGCUUCCCAGAGGGGCGUCAUCCCCAGGGCGUUCGAGCACAUUUUCGAAAGCGUCCAGUGUGCCGAAAACACCAAGUUCUUGGUUAGAGCCUCUUACCUGGAGAUCUACAACGAAGAUAUCCGAGAUCUGCUCGGCGCGGACACGAAGCAGAAGCUGGAGCUGAAGGAACACUCGGAGAAGGGCGUCUACGUCAAGGGCCUGUCCAUGCACACGGUGCACAGCGUGGCGCAGUGCGAGCGCAUCAUGGAGACCGGCUGGAGAAACCGCUCAGUGGGCUAUACGCUGAUGAACAAGGACUCCUCCCGCUCCCACUCCAUCUUCACCAUCAGCAUCGAGAUCUGCUCCGUGGACGAGCGAGGCAAAGACCACCUCCGGGCGGGGAAGCUCAACCUGGUGGACCUGGCCGGCAGCGAGAGGCAGUCGAAAACGGGGGCCACGGGGGAGCGGCUGAAGGAGGCCACCAAGAUCAACCUGUCCCUGUCGGCCCUGGGCAACGUCAUCUCGGCCCUGGUGGACGGCCGGUGCAGGCAUAUCCCCUACCGGGACUCCAAGCUGACCCGGCUGCUGCAGGACUCCCUCGGGGGCAACACCAGGACCCUCAUGGUGGCCUGCCUGUCGCCUGCCGACAACAACUACGACGAGACCCUCAGCACGCUGCGCUACGCCAACCGGGCCAAGAACAUCAAGAAUAAGCCGCAUAUUAACGAGGACCCCAAGGACGCCCUGCUGAGGGAGUAUCAGGAGGAGAUAAAGAAGCUCAAGGCCAUCCUGGCCGAGCAGAUGAACAGCAGUCACCUCUCAGUUCUGCUGUCCAGCCAAGUCCCGGCGAACCCGGCCCAGGCCGAGAUGAAGCCACUUCCCCCGGCGGGCGCUCAGCUGGACACGGAGGCAGAGAAACAGCUGAUUCGCGAGGAGUACGAGCAGCGUCUGGCCCAGCUGAAGGCCGACUACGAGGCCGAGCAGGAAUCGAGAGCCAAGCUGGAGGAGGAUAUCACUGCCAUGCGCAAUUCCUACGACGUGAAGCUGUCCACCUUGGAAGAAAACCUCAGGAAGGAAGCAGAAGCUGCCCUUAAGGCUGAGGCCCUCGCUAAAGCCGAGAAGGUCUUAGAUGAGCCGUCAGCUCCACCAGCUCCGCCGUCUCCACCGGGCCCGUCAGCCCCAGUGGCUGAAGCGGAGCCGAAGCAAGCCAAGGACCAGGAGGAGCCCCAGGUGGCCCAGCACGUCGGGAGCGUGAAGAGAGCCGGCCCGGCCCCGGAGCCCGCCCCCGUGGCGGUGGACCAGCAGCAGGUGCUCGCCAGGUCAGUCCCGGACCUCGGAGACCCCCGCCGGACCCUCCUGAGGUUGCAGAUGCUGGAGCAGCAGGUGGUGGGAGGCGAACAGGCGAAGAACAAGGACCUGAAAGAGAAGCUCAAGAGCCGGAAGAGAUACGCGGAUGAGCGGAAAAAGCAACUGGUGGCGGCUUUGCAGAACUCGGAUGAAGACGGGGGAGAUUGGGUCCUUCUGAACGUCUACGAUUCCAUUCAGGAGGAAGUGAGGGCCAAGAGCAAACUCCUGGAGAAGAUGCAGAAGAAGCUGCGGGCCGCCGAGGUGGAAAUCAAAGACCUGCAGUCGGAGUUUGAGCUGGAGAAGAUCGAUUACCUGGCCACGAUCCGCCGGCAGGAGCGGGACUUCCUGCUCUUCCAGCAGCUCCUGGAGCAGAUGCAGCCCCUGAUUCGCCGGGACUGUAACUACAGCAACCUGGACAAGAUCAAGCGGGAAUCCUCCUGGGAUGAGGAGAAUGGCUUUUGGAAGGUCCCCGAACCAGUCAUCGUGAAAACCAGCCUCCCCGUAGCAGUUUCAACACUGCCACAGAGUAAGCCAGCCAGAAAGAGCUCUUCGGCGGAGAAUGGAGACUCGACAACGGAAGAAGACCGCUACCGGGUGAUGCUCAGCCGGAGCGACAGCGAAAAUAUCGCCAGUAACUACUUCCGAUCCAAACGGGCCAGCCAGAUCCUCUGCUCGGAUCCCAUGAAGAGCCUCGCGUUUCACAACUCGCCUCCUGGAUUAAACGCCCCCCUGAGCAACAGCCCCGCCAUCUUGGCGCCCAUCUCGCCCACCCAGGCGACGGACAUGCCCCAGCCCCGGCCCUUCCGCCUCGAGUCCCUGGAGAUCCCCUUCACUAAAGCCAAGCGCAAGAAGAGCAAAAAUAACUUCGGCAGCGAGCCCCUCUGAUGACCGCCGCCGUCCCGCCCGCCCUCGGACUCGUGGAAGGUGACGGUUUUCGGAAGACUGGCGAGGCCCCCGCCGUGGCACCUGCACAGCUGGAACUGGUGUUGAUCCUCACCCCUCCUACCCUCCCUCCCCGCGAGCGGCCAGCUCUGUGGGCUCUCUUCCUCAAUCACUACCGGCCCCACCGGGUAGAAAGCCCAGAGCCCGUGCUUGGCAGUCUUGGCUUUCAUUUGGGCUAUCCAUACCCACUAUCCAUAGCCCCAGAUACCAAUUUAUCCAUUGUACACCCUAGUUCCCUGUGCGGUCCCUCAGUAUUUAUUUCCUGGUUCACGUUUCACCCCCAACUUGAGUCUAGAUAGUACUGUCUCCUCCGGUCUCUUCCUUGUUGGUAUCCCGAGCCUUCCCCCGAGUCCCAAGCCUUCGAGAGGGUAUCCUGGGCCACGGUUGCUUUCCCCUUCGGUUAAGACGCGAAGGCCGUGAGGGAAACGGUGUGUCUUUCCCAUUUAUCGGCCAUCGAUUCCUCCCGAGAGCGAUCACGCAAGUGCGGAUUAACAGAAAAGACUCCUCUGCCUUAGUGUCGUCCCAAAGGGGCCCGUAACAGUUGUGAACCUAUUCAGACAACUGCCUGGUUUUGAGUGGCUUAGUUCUCUCUUACGCCGGGCGUGUUAUAUUAAAACGUCACAAUAAACUGCCUUUUCAUGACAAGCUCUCCUCA